UUAAAUCUUUUUUUUAACUUCACAAUCCAACCUCUCCCCCCUCCCGUGGAUAAGCAAACAAUCCUCCCGCAGAAGCAGAAAAGGCCUCUCGAACCUUCCAAAUUCCGUCGAAAUCCUCGCCCGAGCCCUAAAUUCUCUCGCCGGAUUCGCCUGAUCCUACACGCGAUCUCUCGGCUCGCCCCCAAUGGCCGACAAGGAGAAGCCGGAGGUUGAGGAGGAGGAGGAGGAGUACGAGAGCGACCUCGACGACGCGCCGCUCUCUGCGCUGCGGCGCCGCGACGCUGCGAGCGACGACGAGGAAGAGGACGAGGAUGAUGACGGAGGGACGCCCUUGAGGCGGAGGGAGGCCGGAUCCGACGCAGAUUCCGACGGGCAGGGCGCCGCCGAGGUGUACGACGAGGAGGGCGCGUACGAGGUAGGCGAGGAGGAGUACGAGGUAUACGAGGAGGAGUACGGGGGGUACGAAGCAGGGCACGGCGGAGUGCGCGGGGUGGCGGCUGAGGCGGUUGCCGGUGCGGGGCAGGAGGGGGGCGAGGCGGCGGGGGAUGGGGAAGCUGAAAAGGCGGGUGAGGCAGCGCCAGGGGAUGAAGAGGAGGAGAAGAAGGGGAACGAGCCCUACGCCGUUCCGACGACCGGCGCCUUCUACAUGCACGACGACCGCUUCCAGGAGGGCCGGGGCCGUGGGCGUGGCCGCGGGCGCCAAAGGUCUAGUUCAUAUGCAACUAAUUGGAGCCCAGACCUUUGGCGGGAUUCAGCUCUAAUUGGAGCCCAGACCUUUGGCGGGAUUCAGCUCCUCCCAUCUAUGGUUAUCAAAGGACAUUGGAGAAUGGUGAACAGUAGAAGGUUGUGGAGUCCUAAAGACGAGCAAGCCUGGGUCCAUGACAGAUUUGAUGAGAUGGAUCUGCAUGAUUUUCAUGGUGGCAAUCCAAAAAGAAAGCAGGGAGGUGGCAUUAGAGGACGCGGUGGUGGACAAGGUGGUAGAACUCGUGGCAUUAGCCGUGGUAACUUCAGAGGCAACAGAUCCCGAGCAUACUAUCAUGAUGGUAGCAAGAACUAUAGCUAUGUUCCAAAGGAAUCUCAUGCAUACCAUGAUAACACCAAGAAUACCCGUCAUUCUUCAUACUCUAAUGGGAAGAAUAGAGUUCCAAAACCAUCUCGUGAUCACUAUGAUGAUGCUAAAAGUUAUGACACUAUCCCAAAUGAAUCUCGCACUUACUAUGGUGAUGCUAAGAGUCAAAAGAAUGCACCAAGAGUAGGUCGAGGAAGAGGCUCCAAGCGUUACCAACCACGCUUGAAAAGUACCACUGAUGUAUCUUCAGAGCAAAAUACCAAAUCCCAGAGUCUUGAAGACACUUCGUCAAAUGCAAACUUGGGAAAAGACCAAACUCAAGGAUCAAAUUUGCGGCUUGAACAAGUCCUUCCUGUUAAGCAGACUGUUGCAUCAAGCUUGAAUUCAGCUUCACCACCAUUUUAUCCUGCGAGGUCAUCCAAUCAAGAGUUCCCAGUUGGUCAAGGAGGGAAUGCACAACUUAGUAAUAACCUCCUGAGAGGGAAGGCCUUUGUACCAUCAGUUGGGAAUGUUGGAGCUGCUAUGAAUGGCAUGAAUAGACCCGCACUGCUUCCAGCUGCAUCAUCAUCAAAUGGCCCGUUUCCUUUAGCCACUAAUCAAGUUAAUAGAGACUAUGGCCAGCCUGCACAUCCAAUUGUUCAACAAAACCCAGUUCAAUCCCCUCCCAGGAUGCCUGCCCAGAUGUUUGGUGCAAGAUUCAGCAAUAGCAGUAAAAUAUCACCUGCACAACCUACGUCAACUAUUUCGGGUGAUGAUGCUGAAAUUUCUUCACCUAGUGGAUCAAACAAAUAUGAUUCUCGGUUAACAGUUAAGGGACAACCUGAUGACAAAGGAGAAGAGCGUGCAUUUCUCUAUGGUGGGGCUCAUGCUCUUGGGGCUACAGGUGCAAUGGGCAUUACACUUGGUGAUCAAAAUUUCCAUGGCACCCCAGCAUUGCUGCCAGUUAUGCAGUUUGGAGGUCAGCGACCAGUUGGGCGUGGUGUUCCUUCAAUUGGUAUGGCUCUGCCAGGAUUUGUGUCUCAACAACAACUUGGUCUCAAUAAUUCUGAGAUGACCUGGCUACCAAUAUUGGCUGGUGCCUCUGGAUCUCUAGGAGCACCUUAUGGUUCACCUUAUGUAGCUGUUGAUGGAAGCUAUUACUCUCGACCAUCUGAACAAGCAUCUUCAUCAGUUUCUAUCAGAGAACCUAGUGCAAAUAAUGCUUCUUCUCUGUUGAAGUCCCAAGAAAUAACAGAGGUUGCAAGUGAUGAAAGAACUCAACGCCAAAAUAAACCUCGUCGAUACUCGGAGAUGAACUUUGGCCAAUGAACAUAGUGAUGAUAGUAAUCAGUGAGGACCCAUUGGAGCUUUGGAUCCAAGUAAGACCUGUGCAAGAGACCCAGGCCUUACCAAGUCUUUGCAACAUUUCACUGUCUGAUGUCUAGCACUUUGGGCUAUCUCGUAACCCAAAAAAUGCCAGGUUUGACAGUUGAAGGUGUUCAAACCAUCACUAUGGUCGUUUGCUGUGAUUAUUCUGCUGGGCUGGUGGUGUUACAUUAUUAGGUGAGAUUUACAUGGUACUCUACGUCACCACAAUAUCAGUCGCAACAAUAUCAGACGUCGUCGCAGCAUAUUGCAUACCAGUCCAUAAGUGUGAAGGUCUUGGUGGAAAUCGUGAGAGGUCUCCGUACUGUAAAGCUCGUGUUCCAUUGUGUACAUCAGUCUGUGUACUUGGGUGUGCGCUUGCUUCUGUGCCUCUGCCUUUAGCUCUUUGGUACUCGGCUGACUUGCAUCCGUUAUAUUUAUGAUGAAGAUCCUGUAAACUUGUUAUCUGAUCCACUGUGUUGAAGAUAUAAUUGCCCAGGACAAUGGUACGGUCUUGGCAGUUAAUAACACACUGAGCAUGAUUUGUGGUGGUGAA
This is a messenger RNA of Sorghum bicolor (sorghum), 2969 nucleotides long. RefSeq names its product protein CASC3. Gene Ontology annotation, biological process: mRNA processing. Gene Ontology annotation, cellular component: exon-exon junction complex. The transcript is spliced from 12 exons. The record is from RefSeq and is a predicted model, not a curated record. Gene Ontology annotation, molecular function: mRNA binding. Bases 185 to 2377 code for a protein of 730 amino acids. NCBI's taxonomy places the organism in Eukaryota, Viridiplantae, Streptophyta, Magnoliopsida, Poales, Poaceae.